UGUCAUCAAAGAGUCCGGUGUAGUGCGAUUAAGCACCGGCCAUGGGGGAAGCGUGGGGCUGAGCGGGCGGAUCGGGCCUCAGCCGCAGGGAGGGAGGAAAAUGUCAACUCGCUUCCACCAAGCAGCGGCGGACGGCAACCUCGAACUCCUCAAAGAAGGCACCCGAAAAGACCUGAACACGGCUGACGCUGACGGGGUGACCCCCACGCUGCUGGUGGCCUAUCACGGCAACGUCGAAGCUCUGGAAAUCGCUUGCAGACGGGGAGGUGAUCCAAACAAAUGCGACAUUUGGGGAAACACGCCGCUACACCAUGCCGCCUCGAAUGGCCACACCUCUUGCGUCUCCUUCCUGAUCAAUUUUGGCGCCAAUAUUUUCGCCCUCGAUAACGACAUGCGCUCGCCCCUCGACGCAGCUGCCAGUCGGAGCCAGUACGAGUGCGUCCAGAUGCUUGACAAGGCAGCCACCGAGCAGAACAUCAAAAAUCCCAAACGGGUCGCCUGUCUGAAGACUCAGGCCCAACGCGACGUGCAGCGACAAAUCCGCGUGUGUGAGAAGCGCCAGGACAAGCACCAGCUCGAGAUGACCAAGCACUUCAACAAAGGUUCCGUCCACUCCAGCCACAGCACUGCCACCAAGACCAAAGUGUCUCAGUUCUUCGCGGGGGGCUCGCUCAGCACCGUCCCCCAACAGCUGAAGGACACCUUCAAACUGAAGAUGAGGAAGAAAGAGGAGGACGCUGGCAGCGGCAAAGCCGGGAGCCAUGGAGCAGAGAAGGAGGCCUUCGUUGCAGAAACAGCCCUGAUGGAUUUGUCCCGUGAGAAAGACGUGGAAGACCUUGCGGGUGGCUUUCAAAGGAAAGCCCGCUUUUCUGAAGAGGCAGAAGACUUAGGGCAGAGGUCCAUUUUCAAUCGCCCAGGCCUUGGCAACCUCGUCUUUAGAAGCAAAAAGGCAGAGAUCAUGCUUCCUGAGAAAGAGGAGACCGAUUUCCAAAUUCCCCAGGAGUUCUUUCAGUUCAACGAGCCGCUUGGCAGUUCGGACAGUGAGAACGACCCAGACGUCUCCUGGAUGGAAGAAGCAAUCGGGUGGGAUGAGGACAAAGAGGAGGCUCCCCCCCUGGAAGUAUUCCUGGCCUCCCAGAACCUCAGUGAAUUUCUCCCCAUCCUGAUGAGAGAAAACAUCGAUUUGGAAACCCUGAUGCUGUGUUCGGAUGAAGAUCUCCAGAGCAUUCAGAUACAGCUGGGGCCCCGCAAAAAAAUUCUCCACGCGAUCAGCAGAAGGAAGCUAGCCUUGGAAAAGCCAGGCGAGGCCAGGGAUACCCAGUUAUAAACCAAGAACGGGGCUUCUGGUCCACGGUUUUGCACCAGACUACUUCCCAAAAAGUUACAUUUUCUGUAAAGGUUGAGGAUGAUGUGGUGGGAGCCAGAGAUGACCAGUGUGUAAACACCGCACCCGCUCAGCUUGUUAAAAGCAGCAUUAAUGUUUAAGCCUCUAUUAAAAAAUAUUUUAAAAAUAAAGAACACCUUUCCAUGUUAAACAUGGCCUUCCCUGGCUUAUUUGGUAAACCAUGGCUAAUGAUUUGCUAAAUCAUGGUUUAUUAAAACCACAAUUGGGUUUCCAAUCACGUUAAGCCACGAUUGACAAGCCACAAUGUCUGUAGAAAGUACACUCCACCACCAUUUAUCAGACCAGAACAAAAAUAAAUACUUGGGGAAUGUAGUUUUUGAAAUGUUAAUUUUAUUUUUGCUACAAAAUAUAGAAAAACAAUUGACACCAAUUCUCGACCAAUAUUGAUUCACCCCAACAUCUUUUCUAUUUUUUUUUAAAGAAAGGCAGUAGAGUUUUGUUAGUGAUUUUGAAAACCUAUUCUAGUCAAAUAUUUUCUUAGGAUUAUUGGCAUUCCUCUUUGUUCUAUUUGGCAGUAAUACAAAGCAGAGAGAAAUGCAAACUCUUUGCAUUAAAUGCAAAAUUUGAGUUAAAAUGAUUACAAUUUAAGCAGAAAUCAUUCCUUAGAUUGUAAAUCUAGAUUCUAAAUUUAGAAUCUUAGAUUCUAAAAUUAUUAUUUCAGGUCUCGGAGAAAAUCUGAGAUAAGGGUCAUUGAGAGGCACGUAAAUAGGUGAAGUUUUAGUUUCAGAAAAUCUGAACAUUUAUCCCAAUAAAAAUUAAAACUACAGUUAAUAAAGUGAAUGAUUUAGUAGAAAUAAGACACAGCCUUCAAGAGAUGAGAAAAUC
Molecule: messenger RNA, 2230 nt
Organism: Python bivittatus (Burmese python)
Lineage: Eukaryota; Metazoa; Chordata; Lepidosauria; Squamata; Pythonidae
Gene: ANKS4B
Product: ankyrin repeat and sterile alpha motif domain containing 4B
Molecular function (GO): protein binding
Source: RefSeq, a predicted model, not a curated record